Molecule: messenger RNA, 7332 nt
Organism: Procambarus clarkii (red swamp crayfish)
Lineage: Eukaryota; Metazoa; Arthropoda; Malacostraca; Decapoda; Cambaridae
Source: RefSeq, a predicted model, not a curated record
CCAGGCAACAGCAUCUUUCCCCCACACCUUCCAGGAACGAUCCAGACAACAGGAUCUCGCUAGCAAUAUAAAACAUAAGAGUCAGGAAUGAUGAACGAGAUUAAUGAUGAUAUGUUAUUCUGGACCACGAAGGAGCGAACUAAUCUAUCAAGGUUCUUUCUUUUGAGCCUUCUAUUUACUUUGGCUAGCUUGUGAAACCAACAUAGCUACUAUGUUGAGCUUGUGAGAGGUCAGUGAAGCUACUGUUUUAAGCUUGCGAGAGGUCAGUGAAGCUACUGUUUUGUGCGUGUGGUCAGUAACAUGGAUGGACACUCGGCUCGUGAAACAGGAAUCCGACUUAGCAUAUAAAAUGCUUGUUGGCAAGAUGCCUUAAAUAUUAUUUUCUGUGUUUGUAGGUGUUGUGGAUGUGUGUAGUAAUGAUACCUCACUGUAUGAUCCCCUCCCUCUCAUAUUUGACUUGUUACAGGUGGCUUGGAUGUCACAGUGUGGUACUGGAAAGGACUGUGCUAUGCAGUCCUGUGAUGGCAAGAGCUGCAGUUACAACACUAGGUGCAAGAUGUCUAAUGGUAUAGGGUGUGUAAAUCUUAGCACAGGCAGUAGAUGUGGAACUCUGCACCUCAACCCAGCUGAAAGAUAUACAAGUAAGAUAUAUUGCGACAGGGUCUCCCCAGCGGCUGUUACAACGAAUUAUCAGACAGUAUCAUCCAAGGUUAUGAAGAGUUCUGUAAGAGAUGAUUGCUACGACACUCUCGGUAAUGGAACUUGUGGCAGUUACGUGAAAAUGGCAAGUUUACAGGAAAUCACUAGAGAGACUGUACCUCUUCAUUCUGCUGAAUGCUCCUAUGGUGAGAACAGUGAUAAACCUGUUCACAAGAUUCCAGUUGCUGACACUAAAGUCAUGGAGGUGACAAAACUUGAGGCUCGGGGUGAUGGAGCGGAGAUUGUAGGGAGCACAGGCAUGAUGAGGGCUGGUGGACGACACCAGUUGGUAGAUAUUCAUGGACUAGCAGUAUUUUUACGACAAUCUACUCGUUGUUUGUCUUGCCAAGCUGCUUGCUGCCUCUAUGUCACUGGCACCAUCUCUGCCCAGCUGGCUGCUGUCACACAGGUGAAGAUCACAUGCCAAAAGUGUCACUACACUGCUUCACAGGCCCUUUCCCGGCCAGCAACUGCAUCAGAUGAUUCGGGUUCACCCCGACCCACCUCCCUGCAGCCCACUCCUCCUGCCGAUAAUCAGAGUCCUCUCCUGCCAACUACAUCUAAUGACUUACACCAGUCGCACUCCUAUAUAUCAACUUUACAUCAAAAUUCACUCAAGAUACCCAAGGAAGAGCAAACAUCUGCCACAACUCUACCAGGAUACUCCACCGUUAGGGGAACCAAGUGGCUAGCUUCAAGAAGUGGAGCUUCCAGUAAACUGCCAAUUUUGUCAUCUCUUCCUUCCUUUCAGUCAUUGGAGGAGAUGAUGAAGGAGGAAGCACAAGCAUUGCCCUCAAGCACCAGUUCCCACCACACCAUAAAGCCACCAUCAACAUUUGUAGAUAAUAAAAACAUUCUCUCCACCCUAGACUUGUGUGAUUCGACACACAGCUGCAGCCUCUCUGCCACGCCACCAGACCACAACAAAGUAAUUGCCUACACCCAUGGAAGCACAGCUGCCGUAAGCUCCAGCAGCACCAUGAAAAAAGCAUCGAGUCAUUGUGGAAGCCAAGCAAAUAACAACUUCAACCUCUGUGAUGAAGUGGAAGAACCAAAGAGGCUUCCAGAGACUCAAAACCAUACACCCAAACUCUCCUCAAAAACUGCCUUGAGCAGCCACCAAACAUCUGCAGCAGAUAGUUCCAUACCUUGUGCACCUUCUUUAGCUUCUGCUUUUUCAUCCACAAGUUCUGAUGCUCAUUCAUCUUCAACAUUAUCACCCACUUUUUCUUCAUCUAUUUUUCCCAAUUCUGCUUCCGCUUUACUCAAGCUGCUGUCCUCCACAGUGUCAUCACCACCCUUGCCAUUUACUCUGCCACUGUAUUCGGCCCUCUUUCAGAACACUCUUGUACCGGACCCACUGAUGGAAACAUUAGAAAUCAAGAAGAAGGUAGAGAAAGGCUUGGAGGAAUCUCUACGCCUGGUGAGACACAUGAUCCAGCAAGGCUCCGCAUCACAACCCUCUGCCUUGGCGUCGCCAAAAGAGGGGAAGGAAGUAGAAUGCAAGAAAGAUGUUCAAGGUUAUUUACAAGAUCUGCCUAUAUCUGCACCUUCAGAUGACAGGGCUUUUAAGAAUUACAACCAGAUGUCUGGUAAUAUCAAUUUACAAACAAAUGAAGCAGAUAUUUUAGGAGCCCAACUUUUCAAAAGAAAAAAUGAAAAUAUUCUCCAGGAAGACAAGGAUAAAUCAAUAGAUGAUAAUUAUUUCUUAAUGAACAUCCCCAUUAGUGAUUGGAAUAAGUAUACAAAAAAGAACAAACAAAAAAAACGCUCGAAGCUCAGAGAAAGUGGCAAGAAGCGAUCUUAUAACAAAGAACAUGAACACUCUGACAGAAAGAAAAUGAAAUGUCAAAUAAAACACAAGGAUAACCAAAAACAAUCUUCCAUUUCAAGAAAUGAGGAAUGCAAGGACUCUGUAGACGUUAUUCCAAAAUCUUUACCUGUAAUUCAUGUUCGCCUUGUGGGAUCAGAGUUCAGUAUCCAAAAUAAUAAGGCAAAGGAUUAUGAUGAUAAUAUACCUGCUGAAUGCACUUCAUUUGAUACCAGGCAAGAAUAUUCAGAGUCUUUGGCUAGUAAACACGACCUUCAAAAUAAAAACUCAGGCGAGACGCUUGAAUCUCGGGCAACCUUGUCACCACACCAAAGAAUAGAUUGCUCCCACGAGGAAAAAGUGCACAGAUGCAAGACAAAAAUUACCACCACCUCAGAUAUGGGCACCACCUCUUGUUGCAGUGGUUCAAAUAUGGACUCCUCGUGCUGUAAUGGUUCAGAUAUGGGCACCACUACCUGCUGUAGUCAUUCAGAGGUCUCCAAUCAAUGCAGUCAAGAGUCUUCAUUCAAUUUGAAUUGUAAGUGUAAACUGUUAACAAUGAAAAAUCUAAGAAAAUCACACAUUGCAAAACCAAUGUUGGCUGGAUGCUGCAAUAGAUGCAGCCUGAGGAAAGAAUCAGGUACUGCUGGGAUCCAGAUGCAGGAUGCUAAAACUGGACUUAGAGAAUUAGCAAAUUUCUUCGAUAGAAGCACUAACAAAGCAGAUGAACAUGGAAAUUUUGAUAUAUCUAAUGAAAUUAUCAGUAACCUUGAAAGAAAUAUAAAGCUGGUGAUGCAUAAAAACUCAAUGAAAAUGGCCAUAAAAUCUUUACUCAAGAAAGAUGCACGAAGAAAUCCAAAAGUCCAGUUGCGUAGGGAUCCGAAAAUUGCAGUAGGCGAGAUGGGUGUUUAUGAGGACGUACAUGAUAUGGAAAGAGGCAUCAGAGAGUGCUGCUUCCAGGGAGAUAAUGAUAACACAUCUUGGAGGUUCCAUGAUCUUCUGUCCAGUGACUCUGGCUCCAGUUCUGACUCUGACACAAGUGAUGGGAAGCUCAUCAUUGACACAGAUAGCUAAGAUAUCAAUAUUUCAAAUUUUUAGAUAAGAUUACAAAUGAUGUCUGCAAAUUCACUAUGUACAAGAUUCUGCAGGUGAAUAACACUGUUCUUAUCAUAGGUAAGAACCAAAAUGUAAUACCGUAUGUAUUGUAUGUAGUAAGAAUUUGUGCUAUUGUACCGGUAUAUGUUAAUGCUAGUCAUAUUUUAUGUUAAGAUUAUAUAUGCAAUAGUUUGUUUCCCUGAAAAUAGGACCUAUAAUCAUUAUUUCAGAAUAGUUUCCUGGUAUUUAUCUAAGCAAGUACAGCACUAUUUACUAGGUUAAGGUAUAUUAAGCAAUACAUACAAUAUCACAAAUAGAACCCAGCAACUAUUAUCCUGACUACAAGUGAGGAAUGGCCUGGGAUGUGUAAGUUCGGUCUAGUAUAACCAUGUGUAGUUUUCAAAGAAGGGAGGAUAACAUAUUAUUGUGUCCUGUAAUGCAAUGGUCAGCACAGUCGGCUCGCAACUGAAUGGUCCAAGUUUGAUUCCUGCGCAGGACGAGAUGUUUGGGCAUAUUUAUUUUGUAGUUCAAUUUAGACAGUACUGUACUGGGAUCAAGGAAUGCAAAUCUAGAAGCAUUCGCCUUUCUGCACCCCAGGAGGUGUGUGACAAGACUAGGCAAGGUAAGAGUUGCAGAGCAUUUUUAUAGGUAAUGGGGUAAGGAUAAUGGAAUACAUUUAAUUGGUAAUCACGAAUUUGGAUUCACUUUUGUAGUAGGUUUCUGUUUUACAUGUUUUUCUUUAUAUGAAAGAAACUUGCAUAAUUUUGGUUUGGCUAUCGAUGACAUCUGAAUACAUCUACAAAACAAAUGCUAAUGUGCUUAUAUUAUCAGCAUUGUCAAAAUUCCAUUGAAGACAGAAUGCUUAACACUUUAAUGCUCUGGGUGAGCAUGCACCACACUACUCCGGGUGGGUUUGGGCAUUCCGCGGGAACGCGCGGUAAUUCUGAAAAGUGUAUAAUCUUUUCAACUUUGUUACCUCAAUUCUCAUUCUAGGUUUUCCAAUUUGGUAUCAUUGUGUUCGCAAUAGAAUUCUCUACAGGACUAAAGGCAUAUUAAGUCCAAAUGCCCAGCGUACCAUCCGGAACAAACAGAGAAAGUGAGAGCAUGUUACCUGGGAGCGCGCAAGACCGAUAAAAUGUGUACACUCCUUUCACUUUGGUCACCUCAAUUCUUGUCCUAGGUGUUUCAUUUUGGUAUCAAUGUGUUUGCAAUAGAAUUCUCUAUAGGACUAAAGGCAUAUGAAGUCCAAACGCUAGGCGUACCAUCCACAACAAACAGAGAAAGUGAGAGCUUUUUACCUGGGAACGUGGCUCAAGAGCGAUAAAAUGUUUACACUCAUUUCACUUUGGUCACCUCAAUUCUCGUCCUAGGUCUUUCAUUUUGGUAUCAUUGUGUUUGCAAUAGAAUUAUCUACAGGACUAAAGGCAUAUUAAGUCCAAAUGCCCAGCAUACCAUCCGCAACAAACAGAGAAAGUGAGAGCGUGUUACCCGGUAGCGCUCAAGACCGAUAAAAUGUGUACUCUUUUCACUUUAGACAUCCCAAUUCUCGUCCUAGGUCUUUCAUUUUGGCAUCAAUGUGUUCGCAACAGAAUUCCCAACAGAAGUAUAUGCAUAUAAUGUCAUAAACAGCGGCGCGCUCCACCCGCCGCCAAGAUGGAAAUUACCAGAAAGAGAGCGCUGCACCACCCCAAGGUGCCUCUCAUUACAAUUGAGAGUGCGGUCAUUCCGAAAUGUGUAUACUCUCUUCAACUUUGUCAUCUCAAUUCUCGUUCUAGGUUUUUCAAUUUGGUAUUAAUAUGUUCGCAAUAGAAUUCUCUACAGGACUAAAUGCAUAUAAUGCCCAGAAGCCAGGCGAGAAAGUGAGAGCAUGUUACCCCGGGAGCACGCAAGAGCAAUAAAAUGUGUACACUGUCUUCACUUUAGACAUCUCAAUUCUCGUCCUAGAUCUUUCAUUUUGGUAUCAUUGUGUUCGCAAUAGAAUUCCCUACAGGAGUAUAUGCAAAUAUAAAGUCCAAAAGCCCAGCAUCCCACCCACAGCAAACAGAGAACGUGAAGGUGCGUUACCGCAGCGAGCACUAAUAAAUAGCAAUAAAAUGGGUAUACUCUUUUCAACUUUGUUACUUCAAUUCUGGUUCUAGGUCUUUCAUUUUGGUAUCAAUGUAUUCGCAAUGAAAUUCCCCUAUGGAAGUAUAUACAUAUAAUGUCCAAAACUGCGGUGCGCCCCUUCCCAUAGUCGCCGGAAACGACGCAAUGCUGCGUCGUUACCGGACUACCCCUAAGUAAAAGAAUGACACAAUGCUGCAUUGUUACCGAGCGGAAGUGUUAAAGAAGUCCCCUAAUUCUUUCAACACACCCUCUGUAGAUCAUUCUAACAAGUCGGAAAAGCUACUGCCCUUCCUAAUAAGAUGAGCCCUGGGUGAUGAAGAGACCCCCCUGUUCCUGAAUGAGUGUGGGUUGUGGGUGCCUAAAUGAUCUUGUGUAUGAAAGUUGGUCCUUACCAAAGAAAGUAGUGAGAAAUUCCUAAGGAGCUGUGAUGAGGAUUCGAACCUAUGCACUAAUGCACGCUCUAAACGACUAGACCACGACAUGGUCAAAUGCAUGGCAACCCGGGGUUCUGCUGCAACCCGUCAUCAGACCAAGUCCAGGGUGGGCUGUCUGCCGAACCCACAAGGAUUCCCGAGGAUUUCACUGAAGCCUAACCAGGAUUGUGAAAUCCUGGUUCUGCUUCGCAUUGAUAUACCACGUUACUCUGAUUUCUGUGUAAAGAAAGUUGUAUCCAUAGACUUUUGUCUGUUCCAUGAAACCCAUUUGCCAUUAGGCCAGUGAGGGGAAUAGCACUCUGUGGUUUUGAUACUAAGACAGUGCGUGUCCCUUCCCAGUAUUUUUCAUUAAGUGGCUCAAUUCAGGUUAAGAUAGGUGUGUUAAAUGCCACAAUUUCAUAGUGCAAAUUUCUUGUUUUUACUUUCACUAUACUUUAAUCUUUAACAGAAUAAAGGAUUAAAAUGUGUUUUAUACUGUUAAUAAAGUGAGGUUGAGUUAGAUGUUAAAGUUUAAGACCUAUCAACUUGUAAAGUUUUUGAGGCCACAAUCUUUUUUUGGUUUAGAAGAUUAUAUUUUAAAUCCUUACUGAAAUCACAAUAAAAGUAAACUAAAUGUACAAUAUAUGUCUUUGUAGCAGAGUACAUACCCCUCUCCCCAUCCAUUUUACCAUACACUUACUGGUACUGAUAUCCAGCCAACCCAUCAUAAUAGGUAGAAUAUACAUCAAAAUGCAACACACUAAGGCCAAAAAUUGUCAUACUAGAAAAUGAUAGCGGCUCGCAAAAUUGACAUACUGUGCUGUUUUCUAUUUUGGGACCUCUGUUAGGUUAGGAUAAGGGCACUUUAGUACGACAGUUUUUUUACAUUGGACAACAUUAGGACGGGCUAAUUCAGCAGUCUACCCACCCUUUGGUUGUUUGUAUGGUGUGUUGUGUGUGUGUUGCAUGUAUGAUUGUAGUGUGUUUCAAAAGUGCAAGAUAUAUGGUGUGGUGAUCUAUACUCACACAGGAUACAUAGGCUAUACAUCAUGAACUUGACUGAUAGACAUAGAUUGAGAUGUAUAGACAGCCAGAUGAACUGAUGGAAAAUUGGAAGGCAGGCUAGAAAUUUAACUGACAGGCAUUGUCAUGCAGGGUGAAGUGAUCAACCAAUAAACUUACUUGUUGACCAGACCACACACUAGAAGG